AUGCAUCAACUCCAGGACCACAUCCAGAGGGCCAUCACAAUGUUCAGCAAGAAAGAGCUCUCACAAGAGCAAGCACUGCUAAAAGAGGUGAAUCUGCAGCAUAUGAACUCUGAGGUUCUGGAGGAGUUCCUGAGGUCAUUGGAGAACCUGAAGAGGUUCUGUUCCACAGCUCAGCUCAGGAACAUGGAGGACCUCUCUCACUCUGUGAGGAAGCAGUGGGAGGAUGUGCGCUCUGAGAUAGCUGCCUUUUUACAACAAAUGAGAUUUGAUAUCGGACAAGGACACUUUAACACGGCUGAUUUGCAUUGUGAGAAACUGACGCAUUUUAACCCAGGGACAUCAUCCACUGAUCCUGGACCUGAUCAGGCACAGGCAUUCCUGCAUGCAGAUGCCGGCCAGCGACCAGAGGCCCUGAAGGCACUGUCGGAUACACUGAGCCCUGGAGAAAAACAGAAGAUGACCGUACAUACCAAGGACACAAUGAUCACUGGAAUCAGCUACCAGAGAGAACCAAGCCCACACCCGGUCUGCCGCAGAGGUUUUUCAGAAGGUCCACUGGCACCCAAGUUUUCUCAAGCAAUAGUGAGGGCAGAGACCGUGGAAGUCAAACAGAUGCCAGAGCGUACCGUCAUCAAGACCUCAUCUCCAGAUGAGGGAUCAGCUGCCCAGGAGGACAUGGACAGAUACCGAGCUGCCAGCAGUGCUUUCAGGGCCCAGCUAGAAAAGAACCAGCAGAGCCUCCAGUCCGAGUUUCCCUGUGCCUCCGACAUGCCCACUGCCCUGCGCGCCCAUCUUGACCAGCUGCAGGUGCUGAAGGGGGAGACAGAUAGCCUGUGGUAUGAGUUUGAGCUCCAGUGUUCCCAGUUCUGCCAGCUGGAGGGCAUGGAGCUCAGCCUGGCAGAAGAGGGGAAGGAGCUGCUGCAGCAGUGGAGAGCUCAACAGAUCAGUCUGCAGAAGAGGAUGAAAUCCCUGGAGACAGCUGUGGAAAUGAUUGGUCCAGUGGGUGAUCAGAUGACCCACAUCUGCCAACAGCUUGACCAUCUCUUCAAAAAUCCUAAGGACAUCAGUGGGCUGACCCUAAACAAUGCUAGCACAUUACAGGAUGAUAUAAAGGACCUGGAGGAGAGGAUCCAGCAGGAGAUGGCCCGGCUUUCUGGCCUGGACAGCGAGGACAGCCCGGUGCUGAGCGAGCUGGACCCGGAGGCUCGGCUGGCCGUCGGGCGAGCGGCUCUGGGCUGCAGGCGGGCGCUGGACCAGUGCCGCCAGCGGGUGUGGAAGGGCGGGAAGGCCAUCCGGUCCCUUGACCGGUUCCUUUCGUCCCUCCGCGCCGUGGAGCGGGACAUCUCCGGCGCGCAGGCCAGCGUGCCCAGGGACGCGCGGGAGGCGCGGGACGGGCGCUCUCGGCUGGUGCCGGUCCGGCAGAGUGUGCGGGCCGCCGGGGACGAGGCGGUGCAGCUGGACCGUCUCCUGGAGGAGGCCCAGGUCUCGCUGGCCCAGAAUGGUGCUGGUACCUCCUGCCAGGACCUGGUGCUUGUGCUAGCCAGACGGAUCGAAGAGGCCGACGCCUACUUUGCACGCCAGCUGAAGGAGGGCACAAAGCAGGAAAUGCCCUCCCUGGGCGAGAGGAGGAUGGUCCUGAGGGGGGCUCUGCAGGAGGUCCGGGGCUCAGUGGAGAGGCAGGGGCUGAAAGAGCCCACGUUGCCUGCCCUACAGCGCAGCAUGCAUGCCCUGGCUGGCGCAGACGAGCGUCUGGCUGCGCAACGCGCUGAGCUGCAGGGUCUGCGAGAGGCAACUGCGCAGUUGGACCCCAAAAUCAGCCGAGGAGACCCCACAGGGGAGCUGGAGGCGUUGUGGGAGGAGACGCACAGAACUGUGACUGAGAGGAGGGAGCAGUACCGUGCACUCAGUGAGCUGCUGAAGAAGUUCCAGGGCUGCCGCGGUAACCUGCAAAGCACGCUACGGCAAGCGGAGCAGACCAUCGGCGUGCAGGCCUCCUACAUGAGCAAGGACAACCUGCAGUGCCUCAUCACCAAGGUCCAAGGGAUAAAGGAAGACCUGGCAGGCCUUAGAGAGGGGGUGGAUGAAAUGCGGGGGGUGCGCGGGCAGCUGCAGUCCCAGCUGAGGGCAUUCCCAGACUGCGCCAUCGUUCCCUUUGAGAGAGAGGCAGACGACCUGGUGGAUCGCUGGCUGGAUGUGACUGAGAAGACAGACUCACACUUGGACAACCUGCGUUUGGGCCUGGCUCUUUGGGAAAAGCUCCUGCAGCUGGGCAGAGAGAUUGAGAGCUGGACUGGGGAAAAGAUGGCCUUGCUUGCAGAGGGACACCCAUUUCACAGCGAACAGGACGUCCAGGCCUUUCAGGACGAGAUCCGCAGGCAGGAGGAGAACAUUGAGCACUUCCACCGGCGGUCAGAUGAGAUCCAGGGGAUGCUGCAGAGCAAGGAGUCCCCAUUGGACCUGCAGGUGAUGGAGACACAGCUGAGAAAUAAGAUGGAGCAGGUGAAGGAGCUCUUCUCCGAGAGCAGCUCCAUCUUCCAGGACGUGAGAGCAGCCAGGGAUUGCGUCGCCCAGAGAAUGGAAGCGUGCCAGUCUGCCCUGCGGGACAUCCAAUCCUCACUGAGCAUGCUCGAUACAUCCCAGACCCCACCACCGCUCCCCCACAUCCAGGAGUUGUCUGCGCAGCUGCAGUCGCGGGUAGAGCAGACAAAUUUGGUCAUGGAGGAGGUACAGCUCCUGUCGGGAAUGGCCAGCCCGCAGGCUCUGGAGUCACUGGUUGCGGAGGGCCUCCGUCUGAAGGAGGGCAUCCGCUCCACCCAGGAUCUGAUCGGCCGGAAGAGAGCGGAGGCAGAAAAAGGCCUCCUCAAGAUGGAGACUGUCAGCCAAAGCCAGACCAGGGGUGGCCAACAGGAGGCGCUGGUACCACCAGCUGGUGGUAGUGCAGUUUUGAAAGAAGAAGCAUCCCCUUGUGAAGAAGGCUUUCCGGUUGAGGGAGGAGCCUCGAUGACAUCCAAGCGUGUUCAAGGGCCGAAGGCCGACGAUCAGCACAGUAGGACAGGAAAGGCCGUGGUUAGCGCGAAACCAGGCUCGAGUAGGAAGCAGUCCGGGAGACUGGACUCUGGUGCUCAGCUCGGUGUGACCCCGCAGUCUGACACCCAAAAGGACAGGAAGGAGGUUACAAAGAAGGCAGGUACUGAGCUGCAGCAUGUCACUCACGAAGUUACCGUCUGCAAGGACUACACUAUGAGGGCAAGCACAGGAAAAGAUGACCGUGAGGACAUGGGGACGAACACACAAGGCACCGGUGCAAGCGUUUGUGAGAAAAAAGUGGUCUCAAUUCUUCUGGACGUUGAUCGACAAUGGACAGCCACUCCGUCUAGCAAGCUACUGCCUCAGGAGAGCAAGGGGGGCAGUUUCACCGAGAGCUCUGGUGAUGUACAACUUGCCAUGAUCUCAGGAGCAAAGUUUAGGGAGAGCAGCAAAACUGAACGUGUGGAUUCGGGGCCUGGCGAACGCACUGGAUCAGCUUCUGCAGAAACUGCGGCAGGAAAGGCCCCACCUGUCAGGACUGAGACUCAGCACGCUGAGCCAGAGCUUCAGGGAACGACUGAGACCCUACAGCCCCAGAGCACAGCGGUGGCUCUAGUCCUGGAUACCAACGCUCUUCACAUCCAUGCCCCUGAGGCAGGCCCGUCCCCCCAUGCAGACGUCCUGCGAAUCCUCUCGUCGGGAGGAGCGGAUAUUCCGGCCGCUGAAAAGCACGCGGACGCACAGCGGGCACCAGACACCGUGGCACAAACCAGCCCACCCACUAACCUACGUGUGAAACUCACUGGAACUCCUGAGACGCAUGGAGAGUCACAGUCCAGUGAUGCAGCCUGCCUUGAGGAGGUACCGGAGGAAACCGCCAGGACAGAUCCAACCCGGCUUCAGGAAGCGCAAGCUCACACUUCUCAAAACCAGCCCAGUCAGACCCUGUGGACUGAAGCCACUGGUCCUGACAAAAAGAAGAGAGCAGAGAAUUCUGGGAGUUUGGGGCAGCCGGACAGAAUUAUUUCAGCCCAGAAAAGAGUGGAACGUGGUGCGGAGGGUCCAUUUCCCGAGGGACACAGGCAGCUCACGGUCGAGGUCAAGGCCACCUUCAUACCCAGCCCACGAGGACAAGACCGGUCUCAGGACCUGCUCAGUGGGUCCUCCGGGCUGGAUACCUUCACUCAGGUCCAGAACCUGCCAGAAUCUAUGAGCCACAUCACUGAGAUGGAGAGAGCCACAGCCAGGCUGGACCAGAUUCAGAAAGAGCUUCUAGAUUGUUCUGAGAAGAAGGUCUCUCUGGAUGAGCUGCAAAGCAUGCUGGGAAGGAUGAAACAGUGUCAGCACCAGCUUGAGAAUGAGAGCCACACGUUGGCUGCCCUAGAGAGAAGUGUCUCGCGCCUCCUGGAUGACCCCACCCAUCAAGGACAGGCCGCACCCUUCAAACUCUGUCAGCAGCUGCAAGGCAUGCAGGACCGCUGCAAGAAGCUGAGAGAGAAGUGCAUGCUGGACCAGCAGACGAUGCGCUCUGAGGUUCAAGAGCGGGAACAGGCGCAGAAGGAGAUUCGAGCUGUGAGGGAGCGGCUGGUCACCAUGGCAGCCAUGCUAUCUAAGCAGGGGCAGCGCCCCAGCACCCGGAAAGUACAGGAGGCCCGGAAAGACUUGGACUCCCAGAAUGCUGUGCUACAGAGCAUCACGAGUGGCCUGAAAAAUAAGUACUUAGACAAGCUGGUGCCCACAGAGCUGGAGACUCCUCUUCAAGAGGCGAGGGUGUUGCUGAAGGAGCUUCAGGAGAAGGCAGAGAAGAUGGUGGAGAAGAGCAGCACUCUGUCCAAGCUGAGCUGCAAGGUGACGGAGGUGAUGGAGGGGCUGCAGGCCGUGCAGGAUCUGCUGCAGCAGAAGAGUCCCUCAUUGACCGAGGCCCAGUACACACAGAAGUGUGUGUGGGACAAACUGGACAGGUGGCAUGCCUACUUGGCGGAGUUGGAGGGAGAGGUGCAAGAUAUUUCGGAGGAGCAGCCGGAGCAAGCCCAGUUCCUGAUGGACAAACUUAUGGAGCCACUGCAGCUGUAUCAGGAUGUAGCCAAGCAGGCAGAGCAGCGAACUGCCUUCCUUAGCAAGGUGCCCACCCUCCUGCAGGAGUAUGAAGAAAUGAUUGGGAGCUCCAACAGGUGGCUGAGAGAGGCACAGUCUUGGUUGGACACACCCAUAAUCUACAAAACUGCCAAGUGUCUUAGUAGCUACGCCCAAGGCCUGCAGGCAGUCCUGGAUGACUCAGAGCAGAUGAGGCGGGGCCUGCAGGGCUUUGUCUCGACGCUGCAGGAUAUCAGCAACGUGUGCAACAUAGCUUCUUCGCAGGAAAAGCUGCUCCAAACAGACCAACGCAUGGCUGGCAUGCAGCAGGCCAUCACGGGACCACUGUCUCGACACCAGUAUGCCACAUCGGAGGUGGAAGCCAUGGAGAGGGAAGUGAAGCUGAUGGAGGGAAAUGUUACCAAAAUUAAGAGCAUUUUGUCCUCUAUCGACACAACCUCAAUCUCACCUGAGGAACACCUGAUGAACCGGCAGGUGAUCUUGGACAACAUUCAGUCAAUGAAGAGUACAAUCGCUGAGAUUCAGAGGUGCAGAUCUGAGCUGGAGCUUCCUAAGGAAGCCAGCAAAAGCCUGUCCGUCUUCCACAGGACUCUCCAGCUCCUACAGCCCAUCCAGGACCUGGAACAGCUGACGCAAGAACAGAGUGCCACCUUGCAGGCUGCCAUUGAGCAGUCAAUGAGCAGGACGUCCGACUCCGCUCCCCGGAGGGGCCCAGUGAUCCCCAGCUUGGUCCUGUCUGUUCCUGGGUACCAUCAGGGGGCGUUGGACAUGCCACAAGCAGGCAGGAAAGUGGAGGAGGAGGCCAGAAGCUCCAGCUGUUCAUCUUCUGAAACACUCACCGGGAGUGUUACUGAGGACCCUGGUGACAUCUGUACUGGUGAGGGGUAUGCUGGAGCCCCAUCCACAGUCUCCAGAGGAGCAGGAGUCACAGCUGGAGGCAGAUUUGAUCCUCUGAUGAGCAGCGUGAGCACAGAGGUUUUUGAACCCUGCCCUAGUCCGUCUCCCACGAAGCUUAUGAGAGAAAGUGGACUUGCUUAUCAGGGGGAGGAUGCACAGCUGGAGGGGGUGAAGGCUCCAGGCCAGCUAGGUUCCUCUCAGGAUGCUCUCCAGUCAUGCCGAGAGAGGCCUGCCUCACUAAAAGACAAGUGGGAGGGGUCUCAACAGCACCUCACUGCCGAGCAACAUCUUUUCAACCGUCAGGCUCCAGGCCAGCUGGGUUCCUCUCAGGAUGCUCUCCAGUCAUGCCGAGAGAGGCCUGCCUCACUAAAAGACAAGUGGGAGGGGUCUCAACAGCACCUCACUGCCGAGCAACAUCUUUUAAACUGUCAGGAGUUGGGACAACAACUGGCGGAGCAGAGAGCGCUGCUGGGAGACAUUGCUGGUCACUGUGGAGGGACAAUUGCGAGCCAGACGCAUGCAGGGUCACACCCCAGGCCCAUAGAGGGCAGCGCAGCCCAAAGAGAGAGCGACCUCCUUCACAGCCAGCUGGAGGAAAAACUCAUGGCCCUGGAGGAGCUUGGGAAGGGUAUUUCCCUGCAGGUGGCUCCGCAGCCACAGGUGGGCCUGCAGCUACCAGAGAGCCAGGCGUCUGCGCAGACAAGCGAAAUUCACACCACGCAUGUGCCCCCGUCUCCUGCAGGGGACACUGCCGCACAGGUAGUGCGUAGUGAGCAUGCAAAUAAACCCCGUCGUCGUGUUGCAAAGGACAAGGUGGAGAGCAGCAGGCCCUCUGGGAAGGAGGCGCAGAGGACAAGCGUGGAGCUGCUGCAGGCGUUCGGUGAACAGCUUAGGGGGCUGGUGGUGCUGAGCAUAGCGCGCCUCGCCCACAGCCAGCAGCUGCACAGCCGGGCCCACCUAGAGACCCUGCUGAACGGGCACAAGAUGUUUUUCCAGGCCCUGGGGGCCCAAGUGGCGGUGCUGGGUCACCUGCAACACCGCGUCUCGGUGGAGGAGCGGCCGCCGGUGCAGAGUGCGGGAGCGGAGCUGGAGCAGGAAGUCAGAGGCCUACAGCUGCGGGCCGCAGAGGAAGGAGCCCAGCUGCAGACAACCCUGGAGGCCUGGACACAGUGGGACUUGAGCAGUAGCCAGAUGGCGGAGUUGCUGCAGCGCAUCGAGGCCCGUCUGCCCAGCAGGGGGCCGCCUGAGGAGAGGGAAAGGCAGCUUGUCAUCUACCAGGAAUUGAAAGGCGUUCUGGAGGAGAAUGGACCACGGCUGUACCAGGCCCUGGACCUAGGGCGGAGGCUACAGGCCGGAGGGCGCUGUGAAGGCGUGGCCAUGGCCCUGCAGCGGCUGGAGGCCCAUUGGCUGGCUGUGCAGAAGAGGGUGGAGCAAGGGCAGGUCCGUACUGAGGAAAUGGUGGACCUGCAGAGCAGGUUCCAGAAGGAAUCGUUAGCGCUGUCUGAGUGGAUGGCUGGGGCCAGACAGCGGCUGCAGUCGUGCCGAGAGCUGACUGGUGCCCCGCCUGAGGAACUGCUGGCGCGGCUCCUGGAACUGGCCAAGGAAACGGAGGCCGCGUCCCCCCUGAAGGCGACCGUGAGCCGCGCCGGAGCGCAGCUCCUGCAGCUGGAGGGCGCCGACGCCCUCGGCCUGCGGACGCAGCUGGAGCAGCUGGAGCAGCGCUGGGCGGACCUGGGGGCCUCGCAGUCGGACGCGCGGGAACAGCUGCACAAGUUGCUGAUGGAGAAGCUGACAUUGGAGGAGGUCAUGGCGGGGCUGGGUGUGUGUAUGGACAGGGUGGAUGCCAGACUGGCGGAGGUCAAGGAGGAGAUCCAACAGGCCUCUUGCACCUCCACCCUAGGCCCAAUACUCCAGCGUUGCCAGGAAUGUAAGGUGGAGAUGGCCUCACACCAGCUUUCCCUGGACUUUACCAGCAAGGCAGUGAUCCAGAUCAGCGGCCCAGAGGACGUCUGUGAGAAGCGCUAUGAGAGACUAGACCUCGCCGAGCGGCUGGGCGCUCUACGCCUGCGCUGGCUUUCCCUGAAAGGGGAGCUGGCCACCCAGACCCAUAGCGUGGAGCGGCUGCAGCAGAUCUGCGCGGACAGAGAGAGCCGGCUGCAGGCGUUGCGCAGCUGGGUCGCGGGCCGGAGGCGAAGGCUGGAGGACCUGCCGAAGCCUCACGGCCUCUCCCAGGCUCAGAGGCUGGAGGAGGAGUGCAAGGACGCAGAGCAGAAGCUGAAGCUGAAGUCUGCAGAGCUGAAGGACUUGAGAGACUCCUGCCGCUCUGGGGAAGGAGGCGAGGAGCAGCGGAGUUACCGCGCGUUCGUGGCUGAGACAGACACUGUUCUACAGGACAUGACUGCCCUGAGCCAGCAGAUUUCCACGGUGGGCCCGACCUCGCUGCAGGUACUGAGGCAGUGGGAGUGGAUCGAGGGGGCGCUGGGCGAGGCAGCCCUGAGGACGGAAAAGACCAGCCACGCCCUGGAGCUCGACCGCGCGCCGCAGCUCUCGCUCACUACCCUCCGGGGCCACGCCUGCAGGCUGCAGCUCCUCCAGAAGGAGGUGAGGGAGGACGAGGAGGCCUGGGAGGACCUUAUGAAGACCUGGGCCAGUCUGAGGACUGCUGUCAGCCUGGAGGCCGCCCAGCUGCUAACCCAGCGGCUGGAGGAGGAGAAGAAACGAAGGGUGGCGGUAAGCCAGGAAGUGACGGAGGAGCUACGGAAAGCGCGGGCUCUGAUCGAGCCGUGGGAGGCUUACGCCCGUCUAUCCGAGGCCUGCCUCCUGCAGCUGCGCCGGCACCAGGACCAGCUGGGGGCGCUGUCGAGCAGCCCGCCCCGACGAGACGGCGAAGAGGAGCCGGUCCAGGCCCAGAUAGAGACCGUGAGAGAACUGCAUGCUGGUAUGGAUGGUUUGCAGAGCAGUCUGAGUGCGGUGGUGAAAGCCUCGGAUGAGCUCAUAGGACAGAUAGAGCCCCAGGCCUCCAUCUUCAUCGAAUCAGAAACCCUGAUGCUGAAAGAGGGCGUAACCCAGCUGGCCGGGGCUCUGGAAUUAAGACACAAGCAGCUACAGGGGAAGCUGGAUCUUCUUGAAGAAUUCCACAGACGCUUGGAAACUCUGGAGAAAUACCUGAAGGACUUUGAGAGCAAGCUGCAGAGCAUCCCCAGACAUGAACAGAACCUGGAGGCCCUCCAGGGGGACCUCUUCCAGCUGACCGCCCGCACUUCCGCCCUGGACUUCCUGAACCAGCUGUGCUAUGGCGUUACCCUAAGCAGCGAGGAGGCCUGCAGGCUCCAGGACCUCGAUACGCGGUGGCCGUUGGCCGCCUCUCGCACGAUGGAGAUGUGCCGUGAGCUCCAGGCAGAGGCGCUGAUGAGGCAGAGCUUUCAGGAGAAGUGCGAGACCUGGAGGUGCUUCCUGGAGGAUACAGACCAGAAACUUCCCAAGGAGGACAUCACCAGCUUCUCCUCAGACCCCCUCCCACAGCAACUCAACUUCCAACGGAUGUUCCAAGUUCGGGCGUCCAUCGGGUGCCAGAUCCUAAAUUCGGUAAUCACGGAUGCCCUGGGCAAGGGUGACGUGGAGGACAGGUUUGGCCUCAUGCAGAAGCUGGCCCAGCUGAUGGAGCAGUGGCAGGGGAUAGUGCAAAGGGCACAACAGUGGGGCGUCCUGGUGCAGGGGCUGAUGGGACAGCGUUAUGUCUACACUUGUGGCCAGAGGAUGCUGAAGAAGCUGCUGAGCGACACAGACAAGCUGUUAUCUUCUUCAGGCCCCACCCGCCGCAGCGUGCGUCAGCUCCACCAGUCACUAGAGGAGUUCAAGCAUGCUGAAAGGCAGUUCCAGCAGCACCGUGCCAUCUACCUGCAGACGCUGGAUGCAGGGACGGCUCUUCUCUCAGUGCAACCUCAGCUGCAGGAGGACUUGAAGAGCCUGCAGGAGGCCUGGGAGCGUGCCCAAGGCAUUGUGGGAACACAGAGGUCCCUCACGGAGGCUGUGCUUCAGGAUUGGGUGUGCUGCCAGACCAGGCUAGCCGAUAGCAGAUGGAGGCUGAAGAAACUGAAGGAAAAACUGAAUCAGCCGGUGCCAGAUCUUUGGGAAGAUCGACAAACCACAGAGCAGCUGACAAAGGAGCAUAAGGACUUGCUGGAGGAGUGGUCCAGCAGCUUGGCAGAGCUGGCCAGCAAGAGGGAGGAGCUGGCUUGCCAGAUCGCUGCCGAUGAGGUGGCCCUGCUGCAGGCACCUGAGGAGGGGCUGCGCAGCCAGUGGGAGGAACUCCGCCUGAAGGUGUCCCUACGUGAGCAAGAGAUCGCCGACCGGCUUUGCGCCUGGAAGGUCUUCAACGAGAACAAAAAGUGGCUCUGUGAUUGGCUGAUGCAGUUGGAGAGCAUUGUGGCGCAAGGCACUCAUUUAGCCUCAACGGAUGUCGCGGAGAGGCUGAACAAGGACUGCAUCGCAGUGAUGAAAUUCUUCAGUGUGAACAAGGCCGACCUGAAACUGCUUGGAGAACAACUUAUCACAGCAGGGGGCGGAGCCAAGGAGACAGAGAUCAAGAUUAUUCUGAAGGACAUGGAGGACAGGUGGCAGCAUGCGAUUGACUGCAUCGUGUCAAGGGAGAAGCAGCUGCAGGAGAGGCAGGACAGGUUGACACAGCUGCGUCGGAACGUGAGUGGCCUGCAGAUGCAGCUUUCCCGUGCUGAGGCCCAGCUGGCCACGCCCCUGCAGUACAGCACCUGUCACAAUGAAGAGAUCCAGAGGAGACUGGUAGAGCAGCAGGCCCUUGAGCGGGACCUGGAGCAGCUGUCGGAGAGAGUGGCCUCAGCCUUGGCUCUGUGCACCACGCGGGAUCCGGUCGGCGGCGGCGGCGGCAGUGAUGCGGAGAGCGCGCUCAGCCUGGACCGCCGCUGCAGGGACGCCCGCGCCCUGUGCACGCAGCGAAGGGACAAGAUCGAGGAGACUCGACAGCUGUGGCGCGAGUUCCAGGACAGCCACGCGCGCUUUGAGGAUUGGCUGAAGACGGCCGAGCAAAAUGUAAGCGCCAAAGAGGAUGCAGAGAAGUUUGAGGCUCUCCGGAGGGAGGUGCAGGAGCGGUUCCCUCAGCUGGAACUCUUAAACGCGCAAUACCAGCAUCUGGCCCGGGAGAACCUCACCGACGAGGCCGGCAGCCUCAAGGUCAAAGUUCAGGAGGUCAACCGCCGCUGGGACGCCCUAUGGCUAAGAGAGCUGGAAGAAAGGACAGGAGAUGAAGGGGGCCCACCCAUCCAGCAGGCCGUGGCCCGCAUGCUGGCAGUGUCCCUGGGGCAGGAACACACUGGAGAAGCGGGAGGCUCUUCCUCAUUCACAGAGGAGGGGGCGGAGGCUGCUGUCCAUGACACCGUAUCAGGGAUGCCUGCGACCGAGUCCCAAGAGGAGGGUCUGGGUGCUGCACCCACACACACCAGCAUUCCAUAUACGCAGAGCUAUGAGGAAAUGUUGUCAGAGUGCAACAGGAGCAUCUUCCGCGUGAGGAGGGUCUUGCUAUUCCUCAACAACGAAGAGGAGGCUGCCGAGGACCAGGGCCUCACCGGGCUGACUGCAGCCGACACGCAGCCAGGAGUCAUCCAGCGAUUUGAGGUGGUGCAGGCCACGAGCCCCCAGGCCCGUGAACUCCAGGAUCCGCCGCCACCCAGCUCCGAUCUCCAGGACGUCGCCGCCUGGCUGAGCCGGGUGAUACCGGAGCUGGAGGGGCUACAGCGGCCAGAGGCUUCGUCCAGCCUGAGCGUCCAGGACAUGGAAGCCAGCGUCAAGAGGCUAAAGGAUAUGCAGAGGACCGUUGACAGGUACAAGGGCAUGGUGAUUGCCCAAAACCUGAGUGGGCCAGAGCAGCCGCAGGGUGGGGUGGGGGCAGCGGGCGAGGCUGGCCUGCAGGACAUGGAUCAGGUCUGCGUUCUCCUGGAUCAAUGGAAGGAGAAGCUCCAUGGCGCCCUCCUGAGGUGCCAGGACUUCCACCAGACCCUGCACUCCAUGCUGCUGUGGCUGCGCAAUGCGGAGAGCAAGUGCCAUGCAGUCGAUGCCCGCAACCCCACCCUGGGGUCAGCCGCACUGCGGAAACAUGGCCGCACCCUCACGGCCUUGGAGAAGGAACUCCAGGUGCGGCUCCGGCAGGUGAGCUCCCUCCAGGAGACCUCCUCCCAGGAGACCUCCUCCCAGCUACUGCAGGAGGGCGGGGCCGAGGCCAGGGCGGUCGGUAAGGACAGCUGCGAGACCCAGGAGAAGCUGCGUGUCAUCAACAGCAAGUUGCAGGUGCUGCUCCGCCAGGUGGCCCGAGACCAGCAGGUGGUCCAGGAACGGCUGGAGCAGGAAGGAGAGGCAGGGGCUGCAGCAGCGACGGAAGGAGCUGCAGCAGGGACAGGAGAAUCCACCGCGGUAAACAGGAGCCCUGAGAGGCGUGACCCCUCACCCCCCCGUUCGUUCUUAGCCCGGGUGCUGCGGGCGGCCUUCCCCCUCCACCUCCUCCUCCUGCUGCUGCUGCUGCUGGCCUGCCUGAUCCCGCCCUGGGGCGACGACAACGGCUGUGCGUGGUCCAAUAACUUUGCCCGCUCCUUCUACCCCAUGCUGCGCUACAUCAAUGGGCCGCCACCUACCUGAGGCUCCUCCCACUUCUGUCCCCCACCCAUCCAUAUGACCAGGCCAAUCAGCAAGACCAAAUUCCAAAAGAGCAAGGGAGGGGACAUCAUCAGU
Anguilla rostrata (American eel) is the source of this 12771-nucleotide messenger RNA. RefSeq names its product nesprin-2-like. The transcript is spliced from 74 exons. The record is from RefSeq and is a predicted model, not a curated record. Bases 1 to 12678 code for a protein of 4225 amino acids. Gene Ontology annotation, biological process: cytoskeleton organization; nuclear migration; nucleus organization. Gene Ontology annotation, molecular function: kinesin binding. Lineage: Eukaryota; Metazoa; Chordata; Actinopteri; Anguilliformes; Anguillidae. Gene Ontology annotation, cellular component: nuclear envelope; membrane; perinuclear region of cytoplasm.